AUCAAUUUGAAUCCUUAUUACUAAAUCAAUCUAAAUCUUUGCUAUCAUAUCAAGUUGAAUCUUUAUUACCAGAAUCUCUAUCAUCAUCACCAUAUCAAGUUGAAUCUCUAUUGUUAUCACCAUAUUAA
This is a messenger RNA of Racocetra persica, 128 nucleotides long. NCBI's taxonomy places the organism in Eukaryota, Fungi, Glomeromycota, Glomeromycetes, Diversisporales, Gigasporaceae. The record is from the annotation of a GenBank genome assembly.